UUCAAAUUGGAUCCUUCUUUUUCACAAUUAUCACAAAAUGCAAUCUAGUUUAAUGAGACAGUCAAUAAAGAAACUGAAAUUUCGUGAUGAGUUCUGCUCCUGGUUGCACGGAGUUAGCAGUUUCAAUUCCACGACGGCGACAUUCAGGAAUGUCAAUCUGGUUGAAGCCGACGCUGGUGGUGACUUUGACGCCGGCAUCUGGAAGCAAUUGGAAGCUGUCCUCAUGGAGUGAGCAUGAAUAUAAUGGAAGGCGAAAUUCCAGAGGAGUUAGGCUCUUUGUCGAAGAUGGAAGCUUUUGGAGCAAAUAACAAUCAUCUAACAGGAAGCAUCCCUUUUUCUUUCGGUAACUUGUCAUCUCUUGGUAUGAUAUUUUUGCAAACUAAUUUUUUGGAUGGCAGCAUCCCAGAAUCCCUUGGUAGAUUGAAAAAUCUUACAGAUUUUUGGGUAGGAGUCAACAUGUUCUCUGGAGACAUUCCUCUCUCACUCUUUAACCUCUCUUCUUUGAUCAAUUUCAAUGUGGCGGUUAACCAAAUUCAAGGGGUUCUCCCAUCAAACAUAGGAACUACUCUUCCUAAUAUUCAACAUUUCUCCACUUCUGCUAACCACUUUACUGGUACUAUUCCACUUUCAAUAACCAAUGCUUCCAAUCUAGAAUUCCUUCUUAUUUCUGAUAACCAACUCACAGGAGAAGUUCCUUCUUUGAAAAACCUUAAUCGGCUUCGGCAUUUUAGCAUUAGCAAGAAUUUUCUUGGAAAUAGCCUAAGCUUUCUGUGCUCCUUGAAGAAUGCCACCAACUUGCAAAGCUUGAUCAUAAAUUUCAACAAGUUUGAAGGGGUUUUACCAGAAUGCAUAGGUAACCUAUCAAUAACUCUUUCAGUUUUGGCCGUCGAUAACAACAGAAUCUUUGGAAGCAUUCCAGCUGGGAUUGGCAAUCUUAUUAACUUACAGAGACUUGACAUGUGGAAUAAUCAGUUAUCAGGUACCGUCGAUGUCAUUGGAAAGCUUCAAAAGUUAGUGUAUUCGCAGUUACAGGAAAACCAAUUUUCUGGUGAAAUCCCAAACUCUCUAGGUAACUUAACCAAGUUAACCUUUAUAAAUUUAAGGAAGAAUAAUCUUCAUGGAAGCAUUCCUUCGAGUUUGGGUAAUUGCCAAUCUCUGGUACAACUCUCUCUCUCAAGUAAUAAACUCAAUGGCUCUAUAACCCCACAAAUAUUUCUCAUUCUAUCCUUAUUCUUGCUGGACUUGUCAGAAAAUCGUUUCACUGGUGUUCUUCCUAGCGAGAUUGGGAAUUUGAAAAACCUGGGUACGCUUGGUGUUUAUGCAAACAUGUUAAGUGGGGAAAUUCCAACCGCUCUUGGCAGUUGUUUAAGCUUGGAGAUAGUAUCCAUGCAGGGUAAUUCUUUCCAAGGCCCAAUUCCUUCGUCCUUGCGUUUCCUAGGAGGUCUUGGACAUUUAGACAUUUCCCGCAACAAUUUAUCUGGCAAAAUUCCUGAAUUCUUGGCAACAUUUAAUUCUCUUUACUCUUUGAAUUUAUCUUUCAAUGAUUUUGAAGGAAUGGUGCCAAUUGAAGGGGCAUUUAAGAAUUUAAGUGCUACUUCACUUGUGGGAAACACUAAGCUCUGUGGCGGUAUGCCUGAGUUUCACUUACCUGCAUGCAAAUUAAAAAGGAGUAGUAGAUUGCUUGUUAUCAUUAUUGCUUGUUCUGUUGCUGGAUUUCUCUCUGCAGUUUUGAUGAUUGCCUUGCUGUGUUUUGUAAGGUUACGAAAGCGGGGUCAUUCAUCUACUUCCUCAUCAUUUCCAAAUUCACUUUUGCAAGCCUCGUAUCAAGAUCUUCGUGACGCCACCGAUGGUUUCUCCUCUUCAAAACUUAUUGGUGCUGGUAGCUUUGGCUCUGUAUAUAAAGGAAUUCUUCGAGAAAGCAGAGCAGUUAUUGCUGUUAAAGUUGUUAAUCUCCAGCAUCAUAAAGCUGCUAAGAGCUUCAUGGCCGAAUGCGAAGCCUUGAGAAAUAUUAGACAUCGGAAUCUUGUAAAGGUGUUAACUGUAUGUUCAAGCAUUGAUCCUCAAGGAAAUGACUUCAAGGCUUUAGUUUAUGAAUUCAUGGGUAAUGGGAGCCUGGAUGAAUGGUUGCAUCCUCUUCCUAGAGCGGAUAACCCACCAAAGAGCUUAACUCUUCUUCAAAGGCUAAACAUUUCCAUUGAUAUUGCUUCAGCGCUUGAAUAUCUUCAUCAUCAUUGUGAAACUCCGUUAGUCCACUGCGACUUGAAGCCAAGCAAUAUUCUUCUCAAUGAUGAACUAGAUGGGCACAUCAGUGACUUUGGGAUAGCAAAAUUCAUUUCAGAUUCCUUUAGCAGUCAUCAGUCCAGUACUAUCGGAUUACGAGGAACUAUUGGUUAUGCUCCUCCAGAAUAUGGGCUGGGAGCUGAAGUGUCAAAACAGGGUGAUGUCUACAGUUAUGGUGUUCUCUUGUUGGAGAUGUUUACUGGGAAGAGACCUACCCACAAUAUGUUCAAAGAUGGAUUAAGUCUUCAUGAAUUUGCUAAGUCAGCUUUCCCGGAUAGAGUGGUUGAUAUUUCAGAUCCAAUUUUGUUACAGGAAAUAGAUGAAUCAAUGAGAAGAGCAAGUAAUUCUCCAAGUUCAAGUAGCACACAACACAACAAAGUUGCAGAAUGCUUGAUUUCGGUAAUCGGAAUUGGUGUUGCUUCUUCUAUAGAAGCGCCAGGAGAGCGUAUGGACAUUAAAGACGUUACGAUGAAGCUCUCUUCUAUUAGAAAGAAGCUUCUUGCCACUCGUCCAACCUAAUGAAUCACUUCUUGUCGGAGAUGACUGCACUAAAAGCAAGCAGGUACAUAAGAUCGAUUACUUGUCAAAGAUGCCAACGGUUUAUUUUGUCAAAGAUGCCAACGGUUUAUUUUAAAUAGCAUGGGUACAAGAAUAGUAAAACGGGAGACUCCAGAACAAAAAAUGGUGCAACCAUACAUUUUAUAAGAAUAGAUCAUAAAUAUAGAGUUUCGAAAUUUCAGUAACGUUUUUUGUAAUCAGAAGUAACAUUCUGAAAUUUAGGACUUGAGAAGUUUAGGUACAACAACUUGUCAAGCACAUGCUUGUUGAGUCCAAUAUUCUAUAACUUUCUUCUGGUUAUGAUAUUUAGUAUGUAGUUGUAGUUUGUCAUGUCAAUCUCAUUCAUUCCCGUUUUCUUUACCAAGUGAUUUUGUAUUAUUUUUCAUUUAAUGGGUAUUGUGGGAUGUCUGUUA
Mercurialis annua (annual mercury) is the source of this 3251-nucleotide messenger RNA. Its product is annotated as probable LRR receptor-like serine/threonine-protein kinase At3g47570. The transcript has 4 exons. Gene Ontology annotation, molecular function: protein kinase activity; protein binding; ATP binding. Gene Ontology annotation, biological process: protein phosphorylation. Bases 235 to 2799 code for a protein of 854 amino acids. NCBI's taxonomy places the organism in Eukaryota, Viridiplantae, Streptophyta, Magnoliopsida, Malpighiales, Euphorbiaceae. The record is from RefSeq and is a predicted model, not a curated record.